AUGGCCACACAUCAGCCCUUACCAGAAAACUCGAUCAAUCCUCCGCACAUGGAGCGGAACAUGACGAGUCAGUGCGAAGACAAUUUUAUGCAGUUUGAGGGAGACGAGUGCGAUCUGCUUUCUGACAACGUCAGAAUGAUUUUUCAAAUUAUCAACUUCGUCAUCAUUGUUCAAAUUAUUGAUAUUUUUGGCACCGGGUCAAACAUCAUCAAUAUCGUCUGUUUCGUCAAACAAGGUUUGAAAGACCCAGUCAACAUUGCGCUUUUAGGUUUAACGGUGUCAGAUUUGAUAAGUAUGGCUACACUGAUCUGGCUGAACAUUUGCCUCAAUCCUCUCUUCUACGAGUCCGAUAUACCUUUCCAAGCUCCAGAAAUUGGGCAUCUGACAAGUGGUAUCUUACAUGUUGCCUCAACCCGGGUCACGUGUUGCAUGACAGCAUUCAUCACGCUAGAACGAUGUAUGUGCAUAGUUGUGCCCUUAAAG
Molecule: messenger RNA, 483 nt
Organism: Candidula unifasciata
Lineage: Eukaryota; Metazoa; Mollusca; Gastropoda; Stylommatophora; Geomitridae
Source: the annotation of a GenBank genome assembly